This is a messenger RNA of Malus domestica (apple), 2895 nucleotides long. Its product is annotated as protein DYAD. NCBI's taxonomy places the organism in Eukaryota, Viridiplantae, Streptophyta, Magnoliopsida, Rosales, Rosaceae. Gene Ontology annotation, biological process: meiotic cell cycle; meiotic sister chromatid cohesion; reciprocal meiotic recombination. The record is from RefSeq and is a predicted model, not a curated record.
GAAGGUUGUUUGGGUAAAUCGGUCUGCAUCCCGCAGGCUUUAUAAGUAUCUACUGCGGUGAAAAGUGUGAGUUUUUGGUGGAAGCUUGGGUUUUUAACUGAGUGGUGAUUUCUCUGUGGGAGUGUGAAAAGAGUGAGCUUUUUCUUCGAUUUUCUUGGAGAGGAUGAGCAAGUACUUGGAGAAGAAGCAAGUCCAAAACAAGCCAGAAAGCAAAAGCACUUUUUUGGCCACACAUGCUCUGCUCACCUCUGCUUCUGCUUCUCCUUCUUCCUCACCCGUUUCUUCUCUCGAUGCUAUCGAGCACAUUAAAGUCGGCUGUUUCUACCAAAUGGACCAGUCCAAGCUCCAUGGAAGAACAGUACCAGAGCAGCUCAGGGCCGUACGGAUCGUCAUGGUGAGUGCGAAGGGCGCGUUUAAAGUGGCGGUGAGGUUUCCGAGCCUUCACUCUCUCCACGCUCAUAUCUCCGCAAAGGGGUAUCCAAAACAAGACGCCAAGCAGAUUCCGGCGCUCAACGAGAAGUAUGUGAUGUCCCCGGAAAUGGCGUCGGAGGUGCUUUACCGGAGAAUCCCACCACAGGAGAUGGUAGAUCGGAGCAACAUUUGGAGCUUCUGGGCCGUUCAACCUCCGUUGAAGAAUCACCCGAGAAGCACGUUGUCGAGCCCAGCAGUAAGUGGCGGAGGCGGAGCCAUUACUAGCAGCGUGGUUCCUAAAAAGGGUCCGUGUUGGUCCGAGCUCACGUUUGCCGGAAUGGUGAAGUGGGGCAAGCGCCGGCAGAUUCGCUACCUCCGGAGGCACGAGUCGUCGCCGAGCUCUGGCUCUGACGAUGAAGAAACGGAGAAGGGAAGGGAGGUUAUGGAGCUGGAGGAAGAUAGCGAUGAUGGUUUCACUGAGAAAGUAGUAACUGUGAUAGACGAAGACGAUGGCAUUGAAGAAGAAGAAGAAGGUGAGGAGACAGAGGAAGAAGCUGCUCCUCAUGUUCUGCCAUGGAAGAUGAACCUCCGGAGUCGGAAGCGGAAGCAUCCCGAUAAUAAGAGAAAAAUCAAAUCUCCAACCCAAAAGCGAUCAAAAUCCAGAGCAAAGCCUCCGAAUCAGAAUAACCAUAUUGUAGCAGUUCCUGAUCGCAGCAGCAGAAAAUUGGCUAAAGUUAAACACACAGUAGCAAGAUGGUCAGCAGGAAGGUACAAGCUGGCGGAGGAGAACAUGUUGAAGGUGAUGAAGGAGAAAGGGGCGGCGAUUGGGAACCCAAUACGGCGGCCGGCGCUGAGAGCGGAGGCUCGGAGGCUGAUUGGAGACACGGGGUUACUGGAUCAUUUACUCAAACACAUGGCGGGCAAGGUGGCGCCUGGUGGGACGGAGAGAUUUAGGCGGCGGCACAACGCCGAUGGAGCCAUGGAGUAUUGGCUGGAGAGUGCUGAUCUGGUCCACAUCCGGAAGGAGGCUGGGGUUCAAGAUCCUUACUGGACCCCUCCGCCGGGGUGGAAGCCCGGCGAUAGUCCCACCCAGGACCCCACUUGUGCAAGAGAGAUUAAGGAGCUCCGUGAAGAAAUUGACAAGAUUAGAAGGGAGAUGGAGGAGUCCAAGCAGCAAGGGAAUGCUGGUUUGGCUAUGGUGACCGCUUCAAAUUCUAAUUUGACCGGUGUUGACUUGGAUCGUUACGGUUCAUUAAUCCCGAUUAAGGAGGCUUGUGCAGAGCUGGAGAAGAAGAUAGCUAAGAUGGAUGAAGAAAGGAUCGAGUUUGUGACCAAAAAAGAAGAACAAAUGAUGGAGGUUACUCAAUCUUUGUCCGGAAUUAAGGAGAAAAUCAGGAUGUUCGAAUCAAGCAAGGAAGAUGCAGUCACAAUUUCAGGAGCACCACCACCAUCAGAAGCAAAACCAGCCGGUGAGAAGAAAGAAAUAGAUACACUAAGCGGCGGAGACAAGGCGGCUGCGGCGGCGGAGUGCAAGGCGGCAAAAAUAGAGAGGCUGAGGAGUGGGUUCAGGAUAUGCAAGCCGCAAGGCACGUUUCUCUGGCCAGACAUGGGCAGCCCCACCAACAUUCCCAGUCCUUCUUCCCAGAUUCUGGCCCCACCACAUGACCUCUUUGUGGUCCCCACCCCACCCUCAUCCUCCUCCUCCUCCUCCGCUCCCCGCCCCCUCAUCAGCCCCACCACUCCCCCUGUGAAGCCGGUGGCUGAGCGGCGCCCAGUGACCACCACCACAUUGUGCAAUGUGACCACAAUACCCUCUUCCACUCCUAUUGUCGCUCCUCCACCUGUCCUGGCCCCACAGACCCAGAGUUCCACUACCGUCACCAUCAGUAAAACCCUACUCAUAAACCUCAACGAGCUCCCUGCAACAACAGCACCGAACCCUAACCCUAAUCCCCAAACCAGCUGUGAAGCUAUCACUACGCUCACCACCUACCACAGAAGACACCACCAUCAUCUGCCACGUAUGGUGAAGGAGGAGGAGGAGGAGGACGACGAAACUGCAAGAAACGGUGAUGAUCAGCAGAGGCGGUGCGCCUCUCCUGCUUCCACCUGGAACGGAGAGAAAUGGUGGAUGGCUGUGGGAAAUCCUAGCACUUCUUUGGAGGGUUGAUUUUGGACCGUUGAUUCAAUCUUGCAGCGGGGCUAAAUAUAUAUGGGGUAUACUUUAUAGGGCUACUUUAUAAUUAUAGGAAAUUGGCGGGUAUAGAAAUAACUGUAUCUAGGUAUACAUGAUGAUUAGGGAUUUUGCACUAUAGUCCAAAAAUUGGGUUUUUUGCUGGCAUUUUUCUAAGAUUGCUGGUAUGCCAUUUUGGACACGGAUAAAGAUUGGUUUUGUCCAAGUGAGAAAAUCAAAAGGAGGCUAAAUUUUGUCACACACACGUGUGAGCGUGGUUAAUAUAAUUAAUAUUAUGUAUAAUAAGGCAA